Messenger RNA from Rotaria sp. Silwood2, 1059 nucleotides. NCBI's taxonomy places the organism in Eukaryota, Metazoa, Rotifera, Eurotatoria, Philodinida, Philodinidae. The record is from the annotation of a GenBank genome assembly.
AUGGAAAUACUAAAACGUUACUGGAUAGCUCUUAUCAAUGCUAUCAGCACUCAAAGUUCAUUACCUAUCGAUCAGAUUAUCAAUUCUGUUUAUGGAGAUGAGUUCUUUCAUGCGAUUGGCUACGAGAAUCCUGAUGUACUUGCAUUGCGAUGGCUUCGCGUAUGCAAGUGGGAUAUCACCGAUGCUGUUCAAAAAAUGAUGAAAAUGCUCAAGUGGCGACAUGAGUGGGGAGUUCAAGCCCUUGUGGCUCAGGGCGAGAGUAAUCUCUCCUAUGAAGAAAUCAAGACGGGCAAGUGUUUUUUAAUGGGAUAUGAUAAGGCUGGUCGUCCAAUCAAUUAUAUAUCUGCCAAGGAUCACAUAAAUGGUCAAUUUCCCCAUGAGACUACACAGAAACUGACCGUUUUAACAAUGGAAACUGUUCGAAAACUCAUUGACACUCCCGUGGAGACGAAUACGAUUGUUUUUGAUCUAAGUGGAUUUCGUUUGAAAAAUAUGGACUAUCAACAUAUCAAAUUUUUUAUCAGUCUCAUUGAAAAUUAUUAUCCGGAAUCGCUUGGUCAGGCAAUCAUAGUGAAUGCUCCGUGGAUAUUUUACGGUUGCUGGGCCAUCAUUAGCAAAUGGUUGGAUCCGGCCAUACGAAAUGAAAUUCAAUUUGUUAGGAAUGAAGUCGAAUUAGCUAGCCAUAUAGAUCCAUCUGUUCUCCCAAGAAAAUUGAACGGAGCUCAAUCUGAUUUUGAAUACAUUCCACCGACAGCUGAUGAUGAAGCCAUGAUUGCCACUAUCCGUGCCGAUGUUCAGGGUAAAGCAAAUGCCCAAGUAGCUCACCAAGAAGCUGCUCGACACUAUCUGAACGUUACCCUGCAAUGGGCUCGCGGUGGCACGAACCCGAAUUUACUAGCGGAGAGGGUAAUGGCUGUGACGCAGUUGCGAAAUGCAUUUGAAAAGUUGGUUCCAUACAUAAGUACUCGAACUUACUAUCAUCGAGUUGGAGCUAUCAAAGAGCAGAUCUUUCACGAAACAUACAAUCAGAUUCGUGCGUCGAUAGCGAACCACGUCUAG